Molecule: messenger RNA, 3914 nt
Organism: Lytechinus variegatus (green sea urchin)
Lineage: Eukaryota; Metazoa; Echinodermata; Echinoidea; Temnopleuroida; Toxopneustidae
Exons: 16
Coding region: 75-3497 (1140 amino acids)
Biological process (GO): mitotic cell cycle
Source: RefSeq, a predicted model, not a curated record
UAUAUUUCAAAAGUUGGACGAAAUCGACUCGACGAACUAGUAAUAUCAGGCGGUAAGAUUUGCUAGUAGCUACCAUGAUAAGAGGAGGAAGGAAGAUUUCUGUUGAGACCUUUGCUGACGAUGCAUUUGUGAUGGAGAGAGAGGAUGACAUCCCCAAUACGCAGCAGGUUGAUGAUCGGGUGCUCAAAGAUGUUGUUGCGUAUAUUGAAGUGAGAACAAAGACGGAGAACCGAUCCAAGGGAGUCUCUAAGCAAUUAGAGAUUUUGGGUGCAAAGAUUGAGAAAAAGUUCACCAACGAUGUCACUCACGUGGUAUGGAAAGACGGGAAGAAGUCCACAAGAGACAAGGCAGUCAAGAAGGGUGUCAGACUUGUGUCUGUACUCUGGGUUGACAGUUGUAAGCAGAAUCAAGAACAUGUUGCGGAAUCUCUCUUCCCCAUCUCUGCCCCCGAUGAUAAAGAUAUCAUUCAGAUCGGCAAGUUAAAGCGAAUGAAAUCCAUGCAGCCGAAGGAUGUUGAGGAGGACAUCCAGAGGAGUGCUGGUUGGGGUACAAGGAAGCGACGGGCGAGGGUACCCCACCCAUCACCAGCGCCCCUGACUAUCGUCAACCCGGCUAUCCUGGUAGCAGAAACACAGCCAAUGACACCAGUAACCAAUGAGGUUCCUCACACCCCAUCCCUCAUCCCUGAGACGCCCUCUUCCAUGAAGCAGUGUCUGGAUCUCUUGGAUAGUAUCAAGAAAGGAAAGGGAUCGGCACAAAUAUUUAUUAAUGAAUCCGCAGGGCGUGUGUCCAUCACCGACUCGCCCAACAUCUCUCCAUCCACGCCCCUCCGUCAAAGACUGUUCCAGUGCUUUACCGAGGAAGCCAACUCCCUCACGGAAUCUCCCAGUACUAGCGUGAAGCUCCACAAGUCAGGACCAGUGCGACGGCCAGCAUCCAGAAGGAAUUUUUUGGAGGAAGGCAUUGAGAUGGAUUCUGAUACCCCGUCUGUGGAAUCGGAAGCGAAAAGGACAAUCAGAGGUCGUAGAAGUACAAUCACAAAUGAUAUUGUGAAAUUUCCAGAGGGAGGAGAAACUAAGGUUGGAACUGCAAGUAGCGCAGAAGCAGCGAGAAGCAGUAGGAGAAGAAGUUGUGUGAGUGAAGCCACUCCAAGUAGUGAAGAAACAAAGUCUGGUUUGUCUCAUCCAGAAGUAGUAGAAAGCAGAAGGAGCAGAGGACGGAAGAGUACUCCAAGAGGUAUGAAUCACCUUGAAGUUCCAGAAGAGACACUCUUCAAGCUUAGAGGGGAAGAAGCAGAGAUUGACCUGAAUGGUGGUGAUGCAAGUCAUAGCCAAGGAGGAGUAGGUGAGCCUAAGGUGCAGAUUAGCUCAUCCGGUCCAGGAAGUGGGGAGGAAAUAGACUCUAGGAAGAAGGGAAAAGGAAAGAGAGACAUUUCUCUAAAGCGUAAGCUUUCGCUAGAUGACGAGGCACGCACUUCAAAAGAAAUAUCUUUGGCUCCAAAGAAAAAGAGAUCCAGUGGGUGCACAACUAGAAAUGAGUCAGUCAUUGUACUCACAGAUGAAAGUGAUCUGGAUAUAACUGAUGAGAGUAUGAUCUCCUCUGGUAUUUGUGCCAUUGAUGGUGGAACAAGGUCUGCAUUACACAGGAAAGAAUUAGCGAGAUUGCAAGAGGAUGGCAAAAGUUCUAGGAAAGGAGUAUUGUCUCGAAAGAAACAGAAACAAACUUGCACUAAGAAGUCAACAGAGAAGAAUGGUGAUUCUGAAAUAGGCAAUGUAGCAAUUGCUUCAAUUAGUUCUUGUGGUACUGGGACUACUCGAAUGUCUACCAGACGACGGUCGUGCUUACCUGCAUUUCCUGUGGAGCCUUCCUCUGAAAAUGGAGAAGUAGAUCAGACUAGAAGGAGAAGCAAUCGGAGGAAGAGUGUAACUCCACUCAUCAACUCACCAUCUAUCGCUGAUCAUCUGAAACCUUUAAGAAUACAGUCAACCAGAGUCUCGGGUGAAAUACAAGAUUUCCCGGUGGAGCAUUCCACUGAAAUUGGACAGAUGGAUCAGACGAGGAGAAGCAACAGGAGGAAGAGUACAACUCCACUCAUGAACCCACCAUCUAUCGCUGAUCUCCUAAAACCUUUAAGAAUACAGUCAACCAGAGUCUCGGGAGAAAUACCAGAUUUUCCGGUGGAGCCUUCCACUGAAAUUAGACAGAUGGAUCAGACAAGAAGAAGCAAUAGGAGGAAGAGCGUAACUCCUCUUGUCAACUCACCAUCUAUAGCUGAUCACCUGAAACCUUUGGUAAUACAUUCAACGAAAGUCUCUGGUGAAAAGUCUUCAAGACAAAGGACAAGAGAUGUUUCUGAAGGGACAUCUCCUUGUGGCAAUGCUACAAAUGAAGAGGAGGAAUGUGGUCCAAAGAUGGAAAGGAAACAGAAGGCAAGCUCGAGUGGAAAUUUGAGGAAGUCACUUUCUUCUGGAGGAUCACAGAAGUCCACCUUGGUGGAGUUGAAGGAGGAACCAUCAAAGACUAAAGAGAAAGAAAAUCUGGAUAAAGAGAAUGCCUCACCUAUGGCUUUGGGCCAAAGAAUAGGAAUUCCGAGUGAAGAUGAGGAAAGAAAGAGGAAGCUAUUGUCCCCACUUGAUUUGACUUGCUCAUCUAUCCUUUCAUCAAUUGAGGUGCAGAACAGACCUAGCCUAGAAGAAUUCAAACCAGAAGGAUCAACGAGGUCUAAAUCUAAGAGGUCAGCCUUGAAGUUGAAGAGUUCUGCAGAGGUUCUGUGCCCAAGCAGUGAAGGGAGUGUGGUAUCGUCCUCUGAUGAUUUAGAUGACGCAAGGAAAGAGAACAAAAGUGGAGCAACUUCAGUGAAAGAAAAGAAAAAGAGAAAGAAAGUGACAAUGUCUGACAGCCUGCCAAGUAGAAAGAAGAAAUCAACAAUUGUCAUGACAAGUUUGCAUAGGAGUGACCAAGAGAUUGUCAUGGCUGUUGUAAAGGACCUAGGAAGGUUUUCAGUGACUGAUACGGUGUGUGACACCACUACCCACGUGGUGAUGGGAGAGAACCGGAGGACCCUCAACGUCCUCUCUGGCAUCGCAAGGGGGUGCUGGAUCCUUUCCAUGGACUGGGUAUAUCGAUCAAUAGAGGCGGGCUCAUGGCUCCCUGAGGAACCCCAUGAAAUGAACAUCCACUUUCCUGGUGCAAUGGUAUCAAGGCUAGCCCAUGGGGCAGGAUCGGACACCGAAACUUCGCCGGUGGAGAUUUUCACAUCGUGUGACGCCCUCUAUGUUCCGCCGGAGAGCAAUCCUCCUAGGGAGAGGUUGGUGGAGCUGAUCGAGCUAUGUGGUGGUCACAUCUCUAGGAAAGCCUCUGAUGCUAAGCUGUGUGUCGGAGGGAAUGGAAGGGGGAAGAGGGGAUCAACACCAGUUAUAGCUGAGAAAUGGAUUCUUGACUGUAUCACAAGUUUCAAGCUACUUCCAUGGGAUCCAUACAGGCUGAAUAAAACAUGAGCAGACUGGUUUCUACAGGGUGCCCAGAAAAAAGAAGAAGAAUACCGUAAGGAGUAAUAAUCAACAGUGUCAUACACAAGUACCAGUGUUUAUUCAAUCAAUUCUUCAUCAGAAAAAAAGAAAAAGAUUUUUUUUUUAGUUGUGGCAUGUUGUCUCUCGUGAGGUAUAUUGCGCACACGAUGAGGGGGAAAUAUAUGAAAUAUUGAAGUAAUUUGGUAUUUAUUGAGAAGGAUGUGUUAAAAUCUAGAUUUGUUCUGAUACCAGGUGCAGAGCUGUCACAUGCAACUUCACAACAGCUUUAUGAAAUACCCACCAGCGCUAGACUCCAACUACUCAUAGAAUCUCUGGAUGCUUACCAUGGAUGCAGCAUUAUGAUAUGUACGACUACUACUACUACUACAACUACUACUACUACUA